Messenger RNA from Numida meleagris (helmeted guineafowl), 1217 nucleotides. RefSeq names its product family with sequence similarity 213 member A (gene PRXL2A). The record is from RefSeq and is a predicted model, not a curated record. NCBI's taxonomy places the organism in Eukaryota, Metazoa, Chordata, Aves, Galliformes, Numididae. The transcript has 6 exons.
CGUAUCCGUUGCCGGGCCGCCGCGGCGCGCAUUGCUCCGGAGGAGAGGCAGCGAGGGCCGAGCCCCCGGCCCUGCCCGCCCGUUCCGUCGGGCGCUCCGCUCCGCGCCGCCGGGCGCCCGCUGCUGCCCGGGGCCGAGGCUCUGCGGGCUGCUUCGGAAAUGUCCUUCCCUCCUGACUUUGGGAUCUUCACUAUGGGCAUGUGGUCUGUUGGUCUUGGAGCGAUUGGUGCAGCUAUAACAGGGAUUGUCCUUGCUAACACUGACUUAUUUUUGUCCAAGCCUGAAAAAGCGACACUGGAAUUUUUGGAGGGGAUAGAGCUAAAAACAUUGGGAUCAGAACAAAGAACAUUCAAAGCAGGUGAACUGUGGAAGAAGAAUGGUGCAGUGAUCAUGGCUGUGCGAAGACCUGGAUGAUUUUUGUGCAGAGAGGAGGCUUCUGAGCUUUCCUCUCUGAAACCUCAGCUGUCCAAGCUGGGUGUUCCUCUCUAUGCUGUUGUGAAAGAGAAGAUAGGGACUGAAGUGGAGGAUUUUCAGCAUUACUUCAAAGGAGAAAUCUUUCUGGAUGAAAAGAGAAGCUUCUAUGGCCCACGCAAACGAAAAAUGAUGCUGUCAGGCUUCUUCCGCAUUGGAGUCUGGCAAAAUUUCUUGCGUGCUUGGAAAAAUGGUUAUAGCGGUAACCUGGAAGGAGAAGGGUUCACCCUGGGAGGAGUAUAUGUGAUUGGAGCAGGAAGACAGGGUGUUUUACUGGAGCAUCGUGAGAAAGAAUUUGGUGACAAAGUCAGCCUUCCAUCUGUCCUUGAAGCUGCCGAGAAGAUAAAGCCACAGGCUUCAUAAGCUGAAAAAUAGUUGCACAUUUUUCUGAUUGCAGCUUGAAAUGUAGAACACAUCUGUUUCUUGAAUGUACAAUUUAAUUGCUUCUUAACUAUGUAGUGAUCAGUACAGAGGAAAGAUACUCUAUUCAAAUGUAAUAACUGAUGAAAACCCUCCCAGAUUUUUUGUUGCUCUGCUGCCUUUCAGGUGGUCAGAGUUUCAACUGACCUUUUGUGUCUGACUGUAUUAAUGAAAGGCUGGGUCUAAAAUCUGACGUAGUCUAGAUGUUUUCAGUCAGAGACAGUCGGUUGAAAGCCUGUCUACCUAGGUGAGCAAAACCUUGCUAACCUGGAGAAAUGGAGUAUUAGCCUAAGGUUGAAGGAUAAUAAAAUUUUAUGUAGAUGAAA